Messenger RNA from Mytilus californianus (California mussel), 2474 nucleotides. RefSeq lists its product as uncharacterized. The transcript has 2 exons. The record is from RefSeq and is a predicted model, not a curated record. NCBI's taxonomy places the organism in Eukaryota, Metazoa, Mollusca, Bivalvia, Mytilida, Mytilidae. Bases 257 to 1288 code for a protein of 343 amino acids.
AGCGACGAAUCACCAGAUCUUUUCCUACCUUCAAACGACGAAUCACCAGAUGAUUUCACGCCUUCGCAGAGUACACCGAAAAGAAAACACAAAGUUCCACUAAAUGUAGUCCUCUUCCGGAAAACGAGAACAAGGAAAAUUGAAGAAGAAAUAUCCCCUGAGUCUGAAACGGACGAAGACAUGAAACCAACGCAAAGAGUUGAACCUGCAAAGGACGAUAGGAAAAAAAAAAAAAAAAAGGAAAAUAGAAGAAGAAAUGUCCCCGAAGUCUGAAACGGGCGAAGACAUGAAACCAACGCAAAGAGCUGUACCUGCAAAGGACGAUAGGAAAACGAAAAAAAGGAAAUUUGAAGAAGAAAUGUCCCCGAAGUCUGAAACGGACGAAGACAUGAAACCAACGUUAAGAGCUGUACCUGCAAAGGAUGAAGGUGUGAAACCAACCUUAAGGGUUGUACCUAUUAAGCCUCGUAGAAUUCGCAAAUACGUUAAUUGCACGGAAUGUGGAACCCCCCAACAAAAUAUCUGGAGGCACAUGCAAAAAGUACAUAAAAAUAAAGUGAAAAAACCAAAGAAGGUUAUCUCAAAAAGAGGUUAUGUCACGUACUUCUGCCCUUUUACAAGUAGAAAGACUGGAAAAUGUCAAAAGAUAAUUGAAAGACUGCAUGACCAUCUCGUGAGAACACAUGACGUUAAGAACGGUUCCAAAAGAUUAACCACGCUACUGAGUAUGGCAAUUCCAGUUACAAAAGAGGAUACAGACUCAGAAGAUGAUGAAAUGGAUGGAAGCGAUGACAAUCAACCCCUGACGCAGUUAAGGAAAAAGCCUAAAAUCAAACAGGAGAAAAGUGAGUUAACACCUAUCAUAAAACAAGAGAAAAGUGAGUUCACACCAAUAAUAAAACAGAAGAAAGGUGACAUAAUUACAAUCAGUGACUCAGAUGAACCAACACAAAGCCAGCAAUGUUUUAUGAGUUAUCCAGAAAGUGAAGAUCACGACGAAUCAAGUAUAACGCAUGAAACCCCAGAACGUCCACCAGUGGUGAUAUUCAUCCAAGACAAAAGAAUAAAUCGGUUUGUUAACAACCAGAUAGACAAUGGAAUAAGUAAAAAAGAAGCUCAUCAAACCGCCGCAGAGGCAUUCCAUGUAUGGACGGGAAUGGACGCUAUAAGAAGUCUGACAGUAAUUCUUGAUGUUUAUAAAUUAAUGAACUGGAUUAUGACAUGUCAGAAAAACAAGAAAGGAAAACUUUUGAUCUCUAGAUACCUUUCAUCUUUUCCAAAUUCUUAGGCUUUCUGGUAAACGAAGGAUACAUUGACGAGGGAAACAAGUCAACAGGUGCAAACUCAAAUUCGCUUUGCACUUAAACUUCUCGGUACUGAAACAGAAAACGUAAAACAACCAGUAAAAAAGUCAGAAGAUGAGACCAGGGAAGAAAUGUCAUACCCGGAGUCAGAAGAUGAGACCAGAGAAGAAAUUCCGGACCUUAUUUACUCUGCAGAACCUUUACCAAACAUAAAACAUCAGAGACGAUAGACACAAGACAGAAAGAGGACCGAGGAAAAAUGGAUUUCGAAAUACCUUCGAUAAAAGGUGCAGAAAGCAGGAAUGAAGAAGCGGAAAAAACACCAGAGACAAUUCCAGUUACAAAUGAGGGAUACAUUGACGAGGGAAACAAAAGUCAACAGGUGCAAACUCAAAUUCGCUUUGCACAAAAACUUCUUGGUACUGAAACAGAAAACUUCAAACAACCAGUAAAAGAGUGUGAAGUUGAGACCAGGGAAGAAAUUCCAUACCCUGAGUCAGAAGAUAAGACCAGAGAAGAAAUCUCGGACCCUAUUUGCUCUGCAGAACCUUUACAACACAUAAAAACAUCAGAGACGAUAGACACAAGACAGAAAGAGGACCGAAGAAAAAUGGAUUUCGAAAUACCUUCGAUAAAAGGUGAAGAAAGCAGGAAUGAAGAAACGUAAAAAACACAAGAGACAAUAGCUGUAAUACAGAAACAAUCAGAAUGUAGCUAGAAGUCAGGGAAGGAACGGAUAGCAUCAUUUUAUGACAAUAAAAUAACUGUAAAAUUUUACGACUGGUUGCAAAGGAUGCCCCUGCUAAUGACCAGAGUGAAUGCACGUCAACAUGCUAAUCAAGCAUUCCAUGUUUGGAGAUACAUGACCGAGAAAUUAACAAUACAGGGACUAUUUGAAAAGACGGCACUCAAUGGCUGGGUGGGAGAGGCGUUGAAAACAUUUCAACCUGGAACAGUCAAUUCCUAUAUUGGAUCAGUUAAUCGACUGGUAACUUUUCUGUUAAAUGCGGAGCUGAUACCUCAACAAGAAGAACCAAGAGCACGACGCCUGAUGGAUCAUAUUUUUUUGACAAGACGCUUGGCAAAAAAGUGAAGCUCCGCAAAACAGUAAUAGAGACAGAAGAAUGUGAAACCAUGAUUAUGCCGGAGGAUAUACAAUCGUUUUUGAAG